This is a messenger RNA of Lolium rigidum, 2061 nucleotides long. Its product is annotated as probable inactive leucine-rich repeat receptor kinase XIAO. The coding region runs from base 1 to 2061 and encodes 686 amino acids. Gene Ontology annotation, molecular function: protein binding. The transcript is spliced from 2 exons. Lineage: Eukaryota; Viridiplantae; Streptophyta; Magnoliopsida; Poales; Poaceae. The record is from RefSeq and is a predicted model, not a curated record.
AUGUCGAGGAAGGCGGAGCUGCGGGAGGCCAGGGCCUCGACGCCGGCCCAGCAGCUAGGUAACCUUUCAAACUUGAGACACCUUGGACUCGGGUUCACACAGGAUAUACACACAUCAGAUAUCUCAUGGUUAAAUCGCCUGCAUUUCUUGGAAUAUAUUGACAUGAGUGGUAUAGAUCUCAGCACCGCUGAUGCGUUCCUUGUGGCGAACAAAAUUCCAUCUCUCAAGGCCCUCCUUCUUAUCAACUGCUCACUUCCAAAUGCAAACCUGACACUCCUCCACCUAAACCUCACAAAACUUGAGCAGCUUCAUCUCGCCAGAAACUAUUUGGGCCAUCCAAUUGAAACCUGCUGGUUUUGGAACAUAUCAAGCAUCAAAGACUUGGGCCUUGGUGAAACCUAUCUCUAUGGUCCAUUCCCUGGUGCGCUAGGAGGUAUGACAUCCCUCCAGCGCCUAGACUUUAGCAACAAUGGCAAUUCAGCCACAAUGGCGGUGGACUUGAAAAAUCUCUGUGAUUUGGAAGAACUAUCGCUCAAGGGUAGCCUCGCAUUUGGGAACAUAACAAAGUUUGUCAGGAAACUGCCACAAUGUUCAUCCAUCAAAUUAUUCUUCUUGAGCUUGCGUGACAACAAUAUGACAGGAAUUCUGCCAGAUAUGAUGGGGCACUUGAAUGGCUUAAGAUAUCUUUACCUUUCUAAUAACAGCAUUACUGGAGCUAUACCAUCUGGAUUAAGAAAUCUUACUAGCUUGGAAAGGAUCGAUCUCUGUUUGAACCAACUAACUGGCCAGAUACCAAUGUUACCAAGAAGCCUCAUUGGAGUGGGCAUUUCCAUGAACUGCUUGUCAGGGCCUUUGCCAUUAGAUUUUGGAGCACCGAAUCUUACAGAACUAAGUCUAUCCUCUAAUCACCUUACAGGUCAUGUUCCUAGAGCUAUUUGUCAGUUGCAAAACCUUGUUACACUGGACUUAUCCAGUAAUCUUCUUGAGGGAGAAUUUCCGUCGUGUUCUACGAUGCCAAACAUGGAAUUUCUAAUCUUAAGUAACAACAACUUCUCUGGAAAUUUCCCAUCUUGGCUUCAGAACAGCUCAAGUUUGGUUUUCCUUGAUCUUGCGGUGAACAAGUUCUAUGGAAUGUUACCCACGUGGAUUGGAGAAUUAGUGAACUUGCGAUUUCUGCAGCUAAACCAUAACAUGUUUUAUGGGGAUAUUCCAGUUAGCAUCACAAAUCUCAUACUACUUCAACACUUCAGUUUAGCUAGCAACAACAUAUCAGGAUCAAUUCCGUCACCCUUGUCAAAAUUAAUAGCAAUGACCCUAGAACAUCCACCGAGACUUGGGUCGGACAAGUAUGUUCAUGGAGACUCCAACAAGGAUAUUUUGUCUGUGGUGAUGAAGCAGCAAGAGCUUAAGUAUGGCACGUCUGCAGUUAACGAGAUGGUCGGCAUUGACUUGUCACUCAACCACUUAACUGGUGGAAUUCCAGAUGAGAUAACUUCUCUUAAUGGAUUGUUGAAUUUGAAUUUGUCAUGGAAUCACCUGGGAGGAAAAAUACCUAUGAAGAUUGGGGAUAUGAGAUCACUGGAAUCGCUCGACUUCUCAAGGAACAACCUUUCCGGUGAAAUCCCAACGAGCUUGUCAAAUUUAACAUAUCUAGGCUCCUUGGACUUGUCAUACGACCAUCUUGCAGGAAAAAUUCCGACAGGACGUCAACUUGACACUCUCUACACCGAGAACCCGUGCAUGUACAGUGGCAAUAUUGGUCUUUGUGGGCCUCCUCUUGAAAAGAAUUGCCCAGGCAACAAUGCGCCAAAGCAUGGUAAUCAGCAGCAGGGAAGUGGAAAUGGUUAUGAUCCAGUGCUGUUCUUCUACUUUGGGCUAGCGGCUGGCUUUGUGGCGGGACUCUGGGUUGUUUUGUGUGUCCUACUAUUCAAAAGAUCUUGGAGGAUUGCUUAUUUACGCUUCUACGACAAGCUGUAUGACAUUGUCUACGUGUUUGUUGUCGUUACUUGGGGGCAGGAUAACCAGUUAACCGGUGCGCUAAAUCAAGUAAGGCCGAUCUGA